Molecule: messenger RNA, 688 nt
Organism: Mya arenaria
Lineage: Eukaryota; Metazoa; Mollusca; Bivalvia; Myida; Myidae
Product: transcription initiation factor IIA subunit 2-like
Exons: 4
Coding region: 107-427 (106 amino acids)
Biological process (GO): transcription initiation at RNA polymerase II promoter; RNA polymerase II preinitiation complex assembly
Cellular component (GO): transcription factor TFIIA complex
Molecular function (GO): TBP-class protein binding; RNA polymerase II general transcription initiation factor activity
Source: RefSeq, a predicted model, not a curated record
ACGUAGUUUUCUGAUUUUUGGCUCCUGAGGCAAUACUAAUAUUGUACUUACUUAUCGUUCUCAUAAUUUACGUUUUUGUUGCGAUUUAUUUUAACUUUUCGUCACGAUGAGUGCAUAUCAAUUGUACAGAAAUACAACACUAGGACAGUGUCUGCAGGAAAGCCUGGAUGAGCUUAUUCAGAUGGGUCAGAUAACCCCUCAACUGGCACUGAAGGUCCUGCUACAGAUUGAUAAAGCUAUCAACAAUGCUCUUGCUACUCGUGUAAAGUCCCGCGUUUCAUUCAAGGGCAAGCUUAACACAUACCGAUUCUGUGACAAUGUGUGGACCUUUGUUCUCAACACCGCUGAGUUUAAAGAUGUGGGCGAGAUCGCUAAAGUGGACAAAGUGAAAAUAGUGGCCUGCGAUGGAAAGAGUGCAGACAAAUGAUUUCAGCGAAGCUGGUCUUCAUGCUUUAUAUGGACAUUUAUGGUGUAGAUUUUCUACAGCCAAAUACAUGUAUGAUAUUGUACAGAUGAAUAAAUGUCAAGUGAUGAGUCAUUCAAUGCUUAAUGUACAUGGCCGUCGGAAACAUGGGAACUCAUGAUAACGUGUCACUAAUGUAGCUGCAAGUGCAGUAUGUUGAAUGAAUGAACUGUCAUUAUUUGAACGCAUAUUAACUAUUGUCAUGAAUUUUUAAAUAAAAUGUUA